CGGACAUGUUGAGGGUCCAGAUUAUUCACCGAAUCAGGACAUAUGUCGCGUAGUCUCGCGGCAACUUGUCCGCCGCUGUACUGAUGUAGCCCCGCAUGUCAUGGUCGCCUAUCGCUCUUGCCCUUCCUGCUGAUAAGGUAAGCAACACCUCGUUGUGCACUCAUCACAUGAGUCCACUGCUCAGCGAAUCUUUUCCAUCAACUAUAGCGGAAGUUCGUAUCGCAAUCAUUUGUCUACUAUGCGCCAAUCUAAGUCUACUGCCGGAGCUGAGAAGAAGUUUAUCUGUAAUCAUGAGAAUUGCGAUAGACGAUUCACUCGACAUGAGCAUCUGCAAAGACACUAUCAGAACCACGCAGGGGGUGAUUUUACGUGCGACAGAUGCAGGGCACAUUUCAAGCGCCGUGAUCUCUUGGACCGACACAUUUCUCGACAUGAAGCCAAGGAUGCGGAAGGAAGUGCUCUCAUGACGCGAAAGCGAUCUUGGAAAGAUGCAGACGGAAAUAUUGUCUCGAAGAAGCCCAAUUUAGGUGAAGACAAUGACACCGACAAGCCAGAUGAGCAGAGCGCUGUCAACGAUUCUGCUCGUCUGUUGUCUCCACCAUUGUCGUUUGACGCUGCAGAUGCUCAAGCUUUGAGCGCCAUGAACUUGGAGUCUAUGGAUGAGUCGCUACCUUUCAUCCACGACCAACCAGGAAUUGAGCAAUCCGGAAAUCCCAUUCUAAACGAUGAUGACCUUUACGCCAACUUCACAAAUCAGGCUGCUGAUGAUAACCUCUUUGAAGAUGCAUUUAAUCCUGAUACAGCGAGUUCAUUCAACAUGCCGUAUACUACCAUGAGCAACUACAAUUGGUUAUUCGAUCUUGACACGGAGCUAAGUGACAACAACAGCUUCAGUAUUGCAGAUCUGGACUACAAUGCAUUCCCACCAAUGCAGCCCGAUCUGGACUCUACUCACAUGGUAGACUUCGACAUGUCAACCUUGCACCAGCCCUUGACUACUACAGAGACGCAGGCGCCCAUUGCCCCCAUGAUCUACCCUCAGCAGAGCCAACAACAGUACCAGUCAUCGAUGCCAUCUCAAGCAACUUCCACAAACGGGUCGUCAGCUGCUGACACUAGCUCGCCAAGGUCGUCACAAUCUACUAAAGCGACGUCUGUGUCUUCUACACAUCAACAUAGAAGGCGUAAGUCAGUGGCUACACGGCGACCAGCUUUACCUACUGGCUUAGAACGUCCUAUGACCUUGAUGAGUGCAAACACCAAGCUGCCCAAGUUAGAUGAGCUCGCUAGAUCCCACAUACUACAACUAGUCGAGACGGUUCGACCAGUUACCCCCACCGGUGAUCUCAUCUCACCUGACCAUCCGUUUUUUGCUCUUCCGGCUUUGCAGACCUAUUCCGACUUGUUCUUCACCAGGUUCAACGCAACUUAUCCUUUGAUACACACAUCUUCUUUCGAACCGUCUAAGAUUGACACCCUACUUCUCCUGUCGGUGCUGCUCCUUGGUUGCACAUAUUGCGAAAAGGAUGCUCAUCAGAUAGCUGUUUGCAUUCAUGACGUCCUGAGACCGCAAAUCUUUGCUCAUUCUAGCUUCAGUGCUGUCCCUGAACUCUGGAUCCUACAAACGAUAUUGCUGGUCGAGUGCUUUGGAAAGUCGCGGGCUGGACAAAAACAGCAUGAUAUGUCUCAUCUAUUCCAUGGGUUGUUGAUCAAUCUCAUCCGCCGCAGCGACUGCCAACUUCUGAAACCUGACCCCUCUAUGGAAGCUCACGGAGACUUGGAAGACGAGUGGAAGGCUUGGGCCGAUGCAGAGCAGAAGAAGAGACUUGCUCUUCUCUGUUUCAUGUGGGAUACUCAGCAUGCUGUCUUGUUCUGUCAGUCUCUCUGUAUGUCUGCAUUCGAGCUGAGAUGUCAUCUGCCUUGCGAUCAAUCUGUAUGGGAAGCAGACUCUGCAGAGUCCUGGCAGAAGCUCCGCAAAGCACAAGCUACGCCUCCGUUGUUUCUUACUGCAUUGAAGACUCACAUCGGCGCCCAAUCUCCCGCCGUAUCGCGCAAGCUGAAUGGAUUGUCUCGAGUGCUGAUCUUACAUGGGCUAAUGUCGAUAGCUUGGGACAUGAACAGACGGGAUCAAACAUCGCUAGGCGUCGUCGGCAGUAACAUGCUAGACGGUUGGAAGCAUCGUAUUGCAGUAUCGUACGACAGCUGGAAAGCCGACUUCGACGCCUAUGUGAUGUCAGUCACGCAACUGCUCUCCCAAUCCUCGGCGUCUAUGACACCAGCGGAAUUGCAAGAAACACGGAAGGGCUUCGCCAUUUACUCCACAGCGAACUCUGCACUCUACCAUGCAGCUUAUGUCAUCCUCUUUUCAGAUUUCCUGGAUGUCCAGAUUUAUGCCGGUGCCAGACAUCUUCUUGGCAGACCUGUAAGAAGGGAGGAUUAUGCCAGGUCGCAACAAGUAGUGAAGAGAUGGGCGAAUGAGCAAAGUCAGCACGCUGCGAGAGCGGCAUGGCACGCUGGUCACAUCAUCAAAGAUGCCGUGAUGAACCUCGAAGAUUUUGACGCUGGAGGUCUGUUCAUACACCCCUGGUGUCUGUACCUCGCAACAGUCACAAUAUGGAGCUUCCAUCAUGCGCGUCCUGGCGGCAAGCGGACCAAAGGCUCGGAUGAUGAUGAAGACGAGAUGAUUUGGGACUCGCAAGCGGAUAUGAAUGCCUUGAUCGGCAGUAUGACCAGUGGUACCGCGGAACAACUUUCGACUUCUCUGACAAACAACAGGAAGAUUAGUACUGCUGGGCUGACUGCGGUCAUCUCCAAGCAAUUGAGUAAGAUCAGGUGGGCCGUUGUGCGAGAUGGUAUGCUUGUGCUGAAGGGACUUGUUCCGUGGAGACUCAUCAACGAGCCAGAAGUAUGAUCAGCGCAGAUUUACUAAUGCCGCCCGUAUCGAUUUCCAACCUGGGACAAACCUCGUUGGUCAUACAGUUGUGCUACUCGAGUCUGAUGAUAAGCUUUCCAGCAAAGUGCGAUAAGACAGCGAUAGGGAAGCGCUUGCGCGGGGCCGGCUCAAGGGCAACCCCACCCUUGACAAGUAAGCAACUCCACCCUCAGAUACACUGUCGUCUUCUCCACUAUAUCCUGUGUCAGCACAAUGGGUGUGCCAAUCGUUAUGCCAGCUCAUGGUAACUUAAUAACUGCCGUGAACUGUGUGUGAGCAUUUGUUAUACCACAUUCCAACGCUUUGAAUUCGCAUUUUUCUAGUCGAUCUAUAAUCGAAGACAACUGUUUGACG
Molecule: messenger RNA, 3286 nt
Organism: Aureobasidium subglaciale EXF-2481
Lineage: Eukaryota; Fungi; Ascomycota; Dothideomycetes; Dothideales; Saccotheciaceae
Exons: 4
Coding region: 239-2911 (890 amino acids)
Biological process (GO): DNA-templated transcription; regulation of transcription by RNA polymerase II
Cellular component (GO): chromatin
Molecular function (GO): zinc ion binding; RNA polymerase II cis-regulatory region sequence-specific DNA binding; DNA-binding transcription factor activity, RNA polymerase II-specific
Source: RefSeq, a predicted model, not a curated record